UAGUAGUGGUUGCGCUUGGUAUGACGAAGUAAUUUAAUGGUAGCGCGAUUAGGAUAGUAGAAGAGGAAAGGGUAAUAUACGAAUUGAAUCGUUUUAUACACGCUACACGGUUUCGAUCAUACACAGUACAAGGGAUCGAUCAGUCACGAGUCAGGCGUACUUCCGAACAGUCAGAUCAGGCUCAAAUGCUUUCUAAGAUCAAAGAGAUUGAUAAACGCAUCGAUCGCAUUUCCUCCGUCGGCAAUACGGUCAAGGAUCUGAACGAAUUUAUACUUGUUACAUCGUCAUUUCGAGCUGUCGCCAAGCUAUGUUAAAUAAAUUUUGGAGUUAUGAAGUCUUACAAAAAUACUUUCACACAAAAACAGAGCCACCUCAUGUACAACUGUUUUCCCAACCAAAAUGUCAAAUGUACGUGGCUACGUGGUAUUUGCUUUAUCGUUGGUUGAUCUUCGUCGCCUGGAUCAGUAUUAUCAUCUGCUCGAUUUUCGAAUUUGGAAGUUAUGAACCUCUCUUCAAAUGGCAAAAAUGGUCAAUUUAUUUGACGAAUUGGGAUUUGCUAUUAGGAGUAACACAAGCAUUUUUAGGAGCCUUAAUAGUUUCUAAAAGAUGGAGACAACAAAAGGAUGCAGCUUUCAAUCCUUAUGAUAUGAAAUUAACGAUGCUAGAAAAGUCCUAUUGGGUUUUCUAUACUGUGACAUCUACUUUAGCUGUAGGUGUAACUAUUACUUAUUGGACUGCAGUAUACAAUCCUAAGAUUCAUCAUAUAGAUCCAUUAAAUAUCUUAUUACAUAUUUGUAACAGUAUUUUAAUGUUCUUAGAUCUAUCUAUCACAAGUGUUCCAUUAUAUAUGAAAAAUGUUUGGUGGUGCCUUAUCAUAAUAUUAUUUUAUAUAAUAUUUUCCGUAAUAUAUUACGCAGCAGGUGGCCUGGAUAAAAAUGGAUAUCAUUAUAUCUACAAAAUUCUUGAUUGGGAAAAGCCAGGUCAAACGUUAUUGAUAUGUAUAGGUGGUAUGGUGUUUGUUAUAUUAAUGCAUUUCAUACUAUGUCUUCUUGGUAAUGCCAAAGACUGCUUGUAUAUUAGAAUUACUAAAAAACUUCACGAUAUUCCUUCAACGACAAAAAUCGAUUUCACUGUAACAAAAAAAGAAGCAGAAAUUGUUUGAUUAAUCAAAUAUUUGAAGUAAGUUAAUGUAUUGAUAUUUAAAUGCACAUACUUGAGAAGUGUUGAAGCAUUCCUAUUAUCAGUUUAUUCCAAUAGUUUUCAUCUGAUAUGAAAGUUUGAAUUAAGUAUUAUAGUACAUUAUAAAUUUAUCUUACUAUUGAUAUCUUAAAACUAAGUUUUGUUUAUAACAGUCUCAAUAUUUCACAAUGAUAUUAGAAUAAUGUGUAAGAUCAGUUCCAACAUGUAUGUUUAUUUAUAUGGAUCUUUUUUCUUUUAUCAGCAAUCAAUAUUGUCUUAUAAUGGCAUUAUCAGGCGAAUUUGAAAACUAUAUCUAUCAUACAAUUCAUUCAUACUUCCUUUCAUUUAUCUAUUCAUCAAUGCAUCAUUUCAUAACAUUAUUGCAAAAAUGAUUUUGCAUACCUCGCUUUAUAAUAAAUUUUAGAAUAGUCAUUUUUCAAAUAUUAUAUAAAAACAUGUACUUUGUACGUGCAUAAAAAAGUUCCUUGACUUCGUAGAAAAGUAUUCAUUAUUAUAAUCAAAUAAGUGAUUGUAACAUUAAUAUUUAAUCUUAAUUUUUGUAUACAUUUAUUCAACGAACAUCUAACCAUUGUCAAAAAAAAUUUCAUAUAGAAAAAUAAAAUAAGAAGUAGACUAUAAUUUUUAUGAAAAAAUAUCAACAAUUUAUUAAUAAAAUAACGAUGUGUAAAGCAAUUAUGGACUGUUAUACAAAUAAAUCGUGGGCUCAAAACGGCCCUCAAUCACAGACCA
Molecule: messenger RNA, 1929 nt
Organism: Vespula pensylvanica (western yellowjacket)
Lineage: Eukaryota; Metazoa; Arthropoda; Insecta; Hymenoptera; Vespidae
Product: protein rolling stone-like
Exons: 2
Coding region: 308-1162 (284 amino acids)
Cellular component (GO): membrane
Source: RefSeq, a predicted model, not a curated record